AUGUUUGCACAAGGACAGGUGAACAUGAAAGUGUGCUGCUGUGGGCCCGCCAACCCCACGAGCAAUGGUGAGGACCACUGGGUGGACCGCGAGCCGUCAGAGCAGGGGCACCGGCAGGCGGAGCGGAAGUCCCUCACCCGCCAUCUUCCGUUACGGUGCUGCCACAGCCGCAGACCUGCACUGACAGAAGAGGACCUCCGUAGCCAUGUGACACCAAAUGGCAGGAACAGUUUUGAAGGCGCAGUCGGGAGCGGCUCCGGGCAGAGCGCUAGUUCCUGGUCGGCCACCUCUCCUCCGGCGCCGCCACUGUCUGGUCGGCUGAGGGAGCCCGGCGUGACUGUGCCUGGGUGGCCGCAGACAUGGUCUCUGCAUCUGCUCCCAUCAUCGGCAAGAGGCUCUGUGACCUUUGAAGAUGUGGCUGUAAACUUCACCGUGGAGGAGUGGGCUUUACUCGAUUCGUCCCAAAGGAAGCUGCACAGAGAUGUGAUGGAGGAGACCUUCAGGAACCUGGCUGCUGUCGGGAAAACACAAGAAGACCAGAACAUAGAUGAUGACCACAGAUAUUCUAGAAUAAAUCAAAGAAAUGAAGUUGUAGGAAGACUGUUGGAACACAACAAAGGUAGUGGAUGUGAAGACAUCUUCAGACAGAUUCCAAACGCCAUUGUGAACAGGAAAAUUCCUUUUAAAACGGUGCUUUGUGAAAGCCAGGUGUGUAAAGACAACAUGCUCCUUAGUCGUUCAUCUCUUAGUGUGUCUAUGCCUCUUCAGACUACACACAGACCUCAUGAAUAUGCGCUGAGUGGAGAGGGCCUCUAUAAAUUUGGAGAAUGUGAGAAAGCCUUCACUUACCCAGAAUGCCUUCUGAAGCGUGAAAACACUGACACUGGGCAAAGAUCCUAUGAAUUUAACCAGUGUGAGGAAAUCUUCAAAAACAAUGGUUGCAUUCAAAUACAUGUGAAUAACGAAACUAAAGAAGCAAUAUGUAUGGAUAAGCAGCAUUAUAAUGCCUUUACUUAUCCUGAUUUUCUUCAGUAUGUUGAAAAGAUCCACACUGGAAAGAAACCUUAUGUAUGUAAACAAUGUGGGAAAACUUUUUCUUUUUUGAGUAACAUUCGAAGACAUGAACGAACUCACACCGGGGAGAAGCCGUACAGAUGUGAUAUCUGUGGUAAAGCCUUCACUUGUCUGACUAACUUUCAGGAACAUGAAAGAACUCACACUGGGGAGAAACCCUAUUUAUGUACACGAUGUGGGAAAUCCUUUUCCUUUCUGAGUAACAUUCGGAGACAUGAACGGACUCACACUGGAGAGAAACCGUACAGAUGUAAUAUCUGUGGCAAGGCUUUCAGUUAUUUGACUAACUUUCAAAACCACGAAAGAACUCACACUGGAGAGAAGCCCUAUGUGUGUUCGCAGUGUGGCAAAGCCUUCAGUUACUACUAUUCGUUCCAAACACAUAAGCGAUGUCACACCGGCGAGAAGCCCUAUGUGUGUAAGCAGUGUGGCAAAGCCUUCAGUUAUUACAAUUCCAUCCAGACACAUAAGCGAUGUCACACCGGCGAGAAGCCGUACGUGUGUAAGCAGUGUGACAAAGCCUUUACUACCCUGAGUUCUCUUCGCUAUCACGAGAGGGUUCACAGCGGUGAAAAGCCCCAUGUGUGUUUGCAGUGUGGGAAAGGUUUCAUUUCUUCAAGUACCCUUCGAAUACAUAAAAGGACACACACUGGAGAGAAACCCUAUAAGUGUAAGUACUGUGGUAAAGUCUUCAGCGUCGACAGCUCCCUUCGAUACCAUGAGAGGGUUCACAGUGGGGAGAAGCCCUACGUGUGCAAGCAGUGUGGGAAAGGCUUCACUCGUCACACCUCCCUUCGACGCCAUGACAGGGUUCACAGUGGGGAGAAGCCCUAUGUGUGUAAGCAGUGUGGGAAAGGCUUCAUUUCUUCCAGUAACUUUCGAAAACACGAGUGGACUCAUUCUGGAGAGAAGCUCUGUGUGUGCAAACUGUGUGGGAAAGCCUUCACCGGCCACAGUUCGCUUCAACGCCAUGAAAGAAUCCACAGUGGAGAAAAACCCUUUGUUUGUAAGCACUGCGGGAAAGGUUUCUCUUCUUUGAGUAGUUGUCAGAGACAUGAACAAAUUCACACUGGCGAGAAACCCUAUGCAUGUAAGAACUGUGGGAAAGCCUUCACUAACCCCAGUGCCCUUCAGAAUCAUGAGCAGAUUCACAGUGGGGAAAAGCCGUAUGUGUGUGAGCAGUGUGGGAAGAGUUUCAUUUCCUUUAGUAAGUUUAGAAUACACGAACGGAUUCACACUGGGGAGAAGCCGUAUGAGUGUAAGCAGUGUGGGAAAGCCUUUACUGGGCACAGUUCCCUUCGGCGUCACGAGAGGGUCCACAGCGGAGAGAAGCCUUUUGUGUGUAAACAGUGUGGGAAGCCAUUUUACACUUUAAGUGAUUGUCAAAGACAUGAGCAGAUUCACACCGGUGAGAAACCUUACAUUUGCAAGCAGUGUGGGAAAGCCUUCACCCGGUCCAGCUCCCUUAAAAUACAUGAGAAGACUCACACGGCAAGGAAUUCCUACGUGUAG
Messenger RNA from Acomys russatus (golden spiny mouse), 2586 nucleotides. RefSeq names its product zinc finger protein 14-like. The record is from RefSeq and is a predicted model, not a curated record. Lineage: Eukaryota; Metazoa; Chordata; Mammalia; Rodentia; Muridae. Gene Ontology annotation, molecular function: RNA polymerase II cis-regulatory region sequence-specific DNA binding; DNA-binding transcription factor activity, RNA polymerase II-specific. The transcript is spliced from 6 exons. The coding region runs from base 1 to 2586 and encodes 861 amino acids. Gene Ontology annotation, biological process: regulation of DNA-templated transcription.